Molecule: messenger RNA, 999 nt
Organism: Dichotomopilus funicola
Lineage: Eukaryota; Fungi; Ascomycota; Sordariomycetes; Sordariales; Chaetomiaceae
Product: chitin synthase III catalytic subunit
Exons: 2
Coding region: 1-999 (332 amino acids)
Biological process (GO): protein folding
Cellular component (GO): endoplasmic reticulum membrane
Source: RefSeq, a predicted model, not a curated record
AUGGGUUUCGGAGACUUUGACAGCAUCUGCCGGAUGGCACCGCUACCACUAUGCUCUUCUAUUGGGCCGAUAACAUCGAUUGCAAGCGGCGUGGGGAUAGAACCGGAUUGCUACGCGCGGAACAUUGAGCUAGCAAAUACGAUCAUCUUCCAGGGCGCGGCGAGUGCUAUGCACAUUAUCGCGCUGGUAAUGACGGUGGUCAUGAUUCUACACGUGCGGGGGAAGUUCACAGCAGUCGGCCGUAAGGAAAUCACGACGUUUUUCUACCUGUACAUGCUCCUCACCUUCCUCUCGCUCUGCAUCGAUGCCGGCGUAAUACCACCGGGGUCAGCACCUUACCCUUACUUUGUGGCGGUGCAGGCUGGUCUGGCUUCGGCGAUAGUGACGUGCCUGAUGAUCAACGGCUUCGUCGGGUUCCAGCUGUACGAGGACGGCACACCGCUGUCGCUCUGGAUGAUGCGCCUCUGCUCGUUCGCCGCUUUCGUCAUCUCUUUCCUGGUCGCGCUGGCAACCUUCAAGACAUGGGCUGGUCUCGGGCCUACCAACACGGUCGGGUUGUUCGCGGUGUUGUACCUGCUCAACGCCGUCCAGCUCUUCGUCUACAUCGUGCUGCAGAUUCUCCUGGUCACCCGUACGCUCCACGACCGCUGGCCAUUGGGUGAUAUCGCUUUUGGCGUCCUCUUUUUCGUUGCCGGCCAGGUUAUCCUGUACGCCGCCAGCUCGCCUAUCUGCAACGCUGUCAGCCACUACCUCGACGGUCUCUUCUUCGCCACGACAUGCAACUUGUUGGCGGUGAUGAUGGUGUACAAGUAUUGGGAUUCGAUCACGAAGGAAGACUUGGAGUUCUCAGUUGGCACGCGUAUGAACAAUUGGGAGGUUAAGGAGCUGCUGCCCGAGGAGGACCGACGGGCCACUGUCUAUCAUGACGACCCAUACGGCCAGUCGUCUGCUUUUGACAAUGCGUACUCACCAACUCCGAACCGCCACUCGAGAUAUUGA